AUGGAGAGCACUAAUACUAUAAAGAACAUCGAGGACGUGAAGAAAGAAUUGUUUGCAAACGUCAUGAAAGGUGAUUGGAAAGAAGUGGUAAGAAAGUAUAAGGAAGAUGGAAGGGCUCACAAGCUGAAGAUCAGCAGAUCGGGCCACACAGCGUUGCACUUGGCAGUCUCCGACGCCGGAGAGGAUGUCGUUGAAGAAAUGGUGGACGCCAUUAAGUCACGUAAUUCGACGAAAGAUGCCUUCGAAGCGUUGAGUAUCGGAAACGAGAGGGGACAUACGGCCCUCCAUUUCGCGGCGGCGUUGGGGAACUUGAGAAUGUGCAAGUGCAUCGCGAGCGUCGACCCGUUGCUCGUCGGCGUUCGGAACAAUGAAGGAGAGACCCCUCUCUUUUGGGCUGUUCUUUACGGCGCCCAACCACAGGCUUUCUUCUGUCUCUACAAAAUGUGUUCAUCAACUGAUCAGGAAGCUGGCUAUUCUUAUUGUAGGAGAGAGGAUGGCCAAACUAUUCUACAUUGUGCAAUAUUUGCGGAGGAGUUUGAGUUGGCGCUUCAGAUAAUUUCCUUGUACAAGGGACGACUCGUCAAUCUUGGUGACGAGGAUGGAAUUUCCCCUCUCCAUACUUUAGCAAGCAAGCCGUCUUGCUUCAGAAGUGGCACCAAUUAUGGACGAUGGGGCAACAUCUUUUACAAUUGUAUUUACGUAGAGCACCCCAAGAUGAAACCGCUGGAUGCAAACGAUACGGAGAACUCUGAUGAUCAAGAACAUCAGUAUAGUUAUCCAGAAAACUACCAAGCUUUGGUCAAUUUCAUUCUGGUGAUGAAGAAAGCGUUUCAAACUGUGACCACCAUAGGACUCGCUAGGGCCAGAUCAAAAACUGAUACAGAAAACCCUGAUGAUCAAGAACAUAAAGAUCAUACAGAGGAGAAAGAAGAGAAAGAGAAGAAAAGUCCUGCACUGAAAAUAGAGGAAACCGCCAUAUUAGUCGCGGCAAAAAAUGGAGUGUCUGAGAUCGUGGAUCGAAUUCUUCAAAAUUUUCCAGUGGCCAUUCACGAUGAAAACAAAGAUAGGAAGAACAUACUUCUACUAGCCACGGAGAAUCGGCAAUUGGAAGUGUAUAAACUCUUGCUAAAGAGAAAUGUCCCAAGGGCCCUCAUCAUGCGGAAAGUGGAUGAGCAAGGCAACACUGCUUUGCAUUUGGCCGCAACGCUCAAUCCCACGGCCAAUAAGCUUUGGCCUAUUCCCGGCGCAGCCCUACAACUGCAGUGGGAAAUUAAAUGGUACAAGUUUGCGGAGAAAUCCAUGCCACCAAGGUCUUUUUUACGCCCCAACAAAGAGGGCGAAACCCCAGAGGAGAUUUUCUCUCAAACCCACAAGGAGCUCGUCAAAGCUGGCAGCAAAUGGCUAACAACGACCUCAAGCGCCUGCUCUCUCGUGGCGACACUCAUCGCCACGGUCGCUUUCGCAAGCUGCACCACGUUUCCAGGCGGCACCGACGAGAGAAGUGGCAAACCGAAGCUUGAAAACCAGCCGACAUUCAAUCUUUUCAUGUCCUUUUCACUGAUUGCCCUUUGCUCUUCAGUUACAUCAUUGGUCAUGUUCCUCUCCAUCCUCACGUCGCGACACCAAGAAAAAGAUUUCAGCAAUGACCUGCCAAAGUUGGUAUUAGUGGGAUUAACGUCGCUCUUCAUUUCCAUUGUCUCCAUUCUUACUUCUUUUUGCUCCGGCCACCACUUCGUGCUGGAAGAAAAGCUCAAAAACGCUGUGAUUUUAGUGUAUACAGUGACGUUUUUACCAAUAUCCCUUUUCGCUGCUGCCCAGUUUCCAUUGUACCUUGAUCUUCUACGAGCUACAUUUGGGAGUCCAUUUUGA
Messenger RNA from Morus notabilis, 1869 nucleotides. RefSeq lists its product as uncharacterized. The transcript is spliced from 6 exons. Gene Ontology annotation, molecular function: protein binding. Bases 1 to 1869 code for a protein of 622 amino acids. NCBI's taxonomy places the organism in Eukaryota, Viridiplantae, Streptophyta, Magnoliopsida, Rosales, Moraceae. The record is from RefSeq and is a predicted model, not a curated record.